AUGCUUAACACCACCUUUUCCUCUCAGGUGUCUCUCUCGCCACAUGGUGUCAAAGAAAACGGCGAUGGUGGCUUGUGCUCUUCAUCCCGACCGAGUUUGGAGGUGGCCGACAAUGAGAUAGAUGACGAUGACCAUGAAGUCAUAGAUGAUGACGGCGAAGUCAUGAAUGAUGACCACGAAGUCAUGGAUGAUGACGACGAAGUCAUGGAUGAUGCCAACGACAUCUAUGGAUCAAUAUCCCGAGCAUUCUCUGCCAAUCACCGAGAACAAACGCCAGAGCCAGAGGACCGUGGCCCAACGAACGCUUCCGCAGACCAAGCAUUCUUGAUGGCCCUGGAUCACAGCGCACCUACCCGCUAUACGUUCCCUGUGUUCGAGGGAGACACAGAGGGAACCAAGGAACAAACUGAAGAUGCAGAGAUGGGCGUAGAGGGCCUGUCACCCAACAUAGGCAGGAGCUUUGUUGUCUCCAUCCUCUGGGCCUCUCGUAAGGCGGCCUGGGACGAACACGAGAAGAACGCGCGCAAACGCAAACGCAAACGCAAGCAGAAUGCACCCUCCGGCUCGUGCACGGUCCUGCCGCCUGUAUCCCACCCCCCUACACCUCUGUUGCCUAUGUCGCGCUCCCCCAGCCCCCCCGCCAUUCAUUCUCGUGUCUACCCGCGAAGGGGCAUCCUCCGCAAAUCCAAACCGCUCCCCUCAGAUGUGGGUGACGUUUCCACUGACCCUCACGCGCUUGUAGCCAAGGACACGGACGACGGCGACCCAAUGCAUACGCAACACAAGGUACUCUUUCUCUACGAGAUGCUCGCGUGUGAGGCCCGCAGGGUAUGCAGGGAGCCUGCCUUUCCGAACCUUCAAUCGAAGGCGAGCGAGAACGAGGAUCUGUCAUUUGAGGACGAGGAUGAGGAUGAAGACGAAGAUGAAGACGAGAACCCUCACAAGCGCCAGAAGAUCGAGCACCCCCCCUCGCCGCCCCGCUGUGCUCAGGUGAGUUAUAACUUCCAGGGAAGGGGUUCAUGA
Molecule: messenger RNA, 1023 nt
Organism: Sparassis crispa
Lineage: Eukaryota; Fungi; Basidiomycota; Agaricomycetes; Polyporales; Sparassidaceae
Exons: 1
Coding region: 1-1023 (340 amino acids)
Source: RefSeq, a predicted model, not a curated record